Lotus japonicus is the source of this 2624-nucleotide messenger RNA. Its product is annotated as pentatricopeptide repeat-containing protein At3g29290. The transcript is spliced from 2 exons. Bases 363 to 2303 code for a protein of 646 amino acids. The record is from RefSeq and is a predicted model, not a curated record. Gene Ontology annotation, molecular function: protein binding. NCBI's taxonomy places the organism in Eukaryota, Viridiplantae, Streptophyta, Magnoliopsida, Fabales, Fabaceae.
AAGCCCAAAACAACAUCGUCUUCAUCUGUGACUCUGUGAGGCCGAUGCAGUAGCCAUCCCCUGCACCAAUUGAAUCCUGACCGUUCAUCUAAUAUCGCACACAUCCAACGGCUCACAAAAAGGGGAUUCUGGGUUCUCAUUCUCAACCCUCCAACUCCAAUUCUUCUUCUUCUCAGCUCUGCAACUCAGAUAUGGCUACUGGUUUCUCCUUUCUCCAUUCCUAAAGUUUCCAACUUUACUUUCAAUUUUUGCAUUGUUACAUAUUGGGUCAUGAAUGCUCUGUUGUUUCAUUCCUGAAGCUGUUUCAAUUUCACAUUUUUUUGGUUCAAAACAAUAAUAUAUAUUGUUAUUGACAAUUUGACAUGCCCUUUAUGUUGAAUUUUCCAUUUCAGUUUCAUAAACCUGUUUCUUGUGUUUACAAGGUUGGUUACUUCCCCUUUGUUACUCAUACAAGUGUUUGUGUAAGCACACAUAGUAACUAUGUUAACAUUGUUUUGUUUUCACAAACAAAGCAUUCUGUGUCUUCAAUUGGGGCAACAGGGUUUCAUGAGUCCACACCACUGUCUAAGGACAUGGUUCCUAGUGUUGAUUUUGGUAUUUCUGAGCAAGAAGAAUAUGGUGAUGAUGAUAUUGAAGGAAGGGAAAAAGAUGAAACAUCUUUUGUUUCUUCUUGGAGGGAGUUGGAAGAAGAAGAUGAUGAUGAUGGAAUAGAAGAAUUUGAUACAUCUUUUGUGUCUUCUCAGAGAGAUGAUGAUGGUGAAAGAAGAGAAAAAUUUAACACACCUUUUGUGUCCAAGAUGAAAUUACAAUUGCCUCCCUGGGGAGAAGUGGAAGAUGAUGAUGAUGAUAUUGGAGGAAGAGGAGAUAAUGAUGCAUCUUUGGUGGCCAGGAAGGAAUUGCCUCCCAGGGGAGAAGUGGUAGAUUAUGGACAGCAAGAGUCUAGACCUUUUGUUACUACUUUGUCGGCUUCUAAAGAGCAUGGAGCUCAAUUUUUGGAGGAAAUGGAUGAGAAUGUGUUAUCUAAUAGGAUUUUGGAGCUUAGCAGAAUUAACAAGAUUAGAAGUGCAAUGGAAUAUUUUAGGUCUAUGGAAUUAUUAGGUCUUUGUCCAAAUAUCCAUGCUUGUAAUUCUCUUAUGUCUAGUCUUUUGAGAAAUGGGUGGUGUGAUGAUUGCUUCAAAGUGUUCAAUUUUGCAAAAACAAGAGGGAUAGCUAUAGGGCAUACUUACAGCUUGAUUCUCACAGCACGUGCAAAAGCUCAAGGUUGUGAUUCGGCCCUUAAAUUCUUCAGGGAACUUGAAAGUGAAUGUGAUGUGGAGAAGGAUUUUGAUGCGAUUGUUUACAACACCAUGAUAUCUAUUUGCAGAAACGCUGACAAUUGGAGUGAAAUUGUGAUGUUAUGGAAGAGUAUGCAGGCAAAUGGGUGUGCUGAAACGCUUGCUACAUAUCGCUUAUUAAUAAGUACUUUUGUGCAUUGUGACCAGAGUGAGCUUGCUCUCUAUGCUUACCAUGAGAUGGUUCAAAACGGAUUUGAACCAAAUAGUAAUAUAUUGAAUGCUAUCAUUUGUGUAUGUGCUAAAGAGGGAAAAUGGGAGGCUGCGUUGAGCACCUUUAAAAAGAUGUUGAAAGGUGAGCUUAAGCCAAACUUAGUUGCUUGCAAUGCAUUGAUUAGCUCACUUGGACGAGAAGGUGAACUCAAACUUGCAUUUCAGGUCUAUGAUAAACUGAAAUCAUUGGGCCAUAAACCAGAUGCUUAUACAUUCAAUGCUCUACUAAGUUCUCUUAACAGGGCCAAUAGGCAUCAUGAAGCUCUUCAGCUUUUUGAGAGGAUUGAAAGAAAUCAAAACUUUCAAUUCAAUGUACAUGUAUAUAAUACUGCUUUAAUGUCUUGCUCAAAGCUUGGUUUGUGGGAUAAAGCUCUAGAGAUUGUGUGGCAGAUGGAAUGUUCUGGAAUGUCUGACAUGACAGUAUCUUAUAGUCUUGUGAUCAGGGCCUGUCAGCUUGCAAGGAAGCCAACAACUGCAUUGCAAGUGUAUGAGCAUAUGCUUCACCAGAAGUGCAGUCCAAGUAUGUUUACUUAUCUGUCCUUAAUAAGAUGCUGUAUUUACGGAGAACUCUGGGAACAAUUAGAAGAAAUCCUAACGCACACUACGCCAAACGCCACUCUUUAUAAUGCUGCUGUUCAAGGGAUGUGCUUACGUGGCAAGAUUAACUUUGCAAAUAAGGUCUACGAAAAAAUGCUGGAGAGUGGUCUUCAACCGGAUGCCAAAACACGAGUGCUAAUCCAUCCUAUGAUAAGGAAGUAGCUAGUAGUCUAUCAGUUGCUGUAAAUAACAUAACAGAGUUUUGAUACGAUGGCCAAAAGCGGGAUAAUAUCAUAGGAAGCUGAAUCAGGGCCAGGCAAACAUGAAAUAAUUCAUUUUAGUUAGGGUAUCGGGAAAGAGAAUAUCAGACUAAAAUGUUACUGUAAGUUUGUAAGAAUUGUAUAGUUACCAUCUCUGCAUUCUUUUUACUCUUUCUAUGGUUCUGAGUAAAGAAGCUUCUUGAUUAAUAUGCAUGUAAAAGUCUUGUAAUUUUAUUUUUUGUGGUAUAUUCAAGAGUUCACCCCAUCUACUGGACUUGGCUGA